UUGGGUUUUAAUUAAUUUGAUACUUUUCAAACCUACAUACUUACGUAGGUAGGUAGGAUAACUACCUACAUAGUAAAGAUAUUCCUAUCUUUGUGCUAAUAAUGACAAUGAUAUUGAAAACAACGAAGCAACCAAAGUAAUUGUAUUAUAUCGAUACAAUUUUGAUAAGACAAUUGGAAUGAACAAAUCACGGUACUUAGGUUUAUUUGGUGAUUAUUUUUCGAUAACAAUAGACUGUGUGCCUGGCUGAUAUAAUUAAUUUAUAAACAGCUGUUUAGAACAAUUACAGCUGUAGUGAAAUUAGUUUCAAUAUAUAACUACCAACAACAAAGGCUGUUAAGUUUCAUCUCUGUAUCGGAAUGUUUGACGCUAAAUCUAGUCAUUUUCCGACGUUUCACACAAAGUGCUUCAAGAUGGUCUCUUGCUUUGAUUAGAUACUUUUUUUUUGGAUUAUAAAAUGCGUGUUUCUUUUGAUUGUUCACUAUGACUUCGGUGUGCAGUGAAUUUACAUGAUGUGCAGACUCAUUAAGUUAUUUAUCAUUGCGUUUUGUUUAUGGGUUGUUUGUGAUGCGCAGGCGGAGGGCUAUUUUAACCAGGAGAAAGUGGACUUGAGUGUGUGGCAUCAGCGCAACCCUCGAGUGGCGAUAAGGACCAACGACCAGCUGGCCUGCGAGAAACCUAGCAUAUAUUUUUGUGAGGAGCCGCCUAAUUUAAUCCCACCGCAGAGCACUAAAACAUGCAAUUAUCGCAACGUGUGGUACCAGGAACAAGUGUUCCGCUGGGUGGCCGGCAGGGGCUGCCUCCUGUACACCCCCGACUUUUUGUUCGUAGGUAGUAAAAACCCCAUCAAUUUGAACGCGGGAUGUGUGUAUGGAAAUCUGUUCGCACCAUGCUUGGAAGUCGUAAAGGACGAUGGCACAUGUGGUUGUUUCCCAUUCGACCCGAGUCUCGAGGUGGUGGCCAAAGCGGUGCGUCAAGCGUUGGUGCCGUCUAUACACGGACGAUGGGAGAGGUGCUUCUACGGUGCCAGUGAAUGCUGUAGUCACUUUAUGAAUGGAAAUCAUAACGUGUCAGAUACCAACCAAUGUCCACCAACAUAUGAUGGGUGGACCUGUUGGCAGCCGGCGCAAAACGGUUCCGUGGCCAGAUCAGUGUGCCCGGAAUUCGCUUACUCAAAUUCCGGCCCAGCUUGUCAUCAUUUCAGCCACAAGCAAUGCCACUCCCACGGAACAUGGGAACUUAGAACAGAUUACAGUACUUGUAGCAUCACCCCGCGUCUCCUGCGCCGGUAUCGCUACUACAUCGCUGUGCUUAUCUUCUCUGUAAUCAGCAGUUUCCCCGCUAUAUGCAUUUUCAUUUUCUACAAAAGGCUACGCGUCACCAGGGUCACCCUUCAUAGGAACCUUCUCAUUGCUAUUGUCUUUAGAAACAUCAUUGUUAUUAUCAGCAGAAACGUGAUUUACAUAGAUGAGCUAACUAACGCUGGAGAGACGAUAAUGUCACAAAAUGGUGUUGGAUGUCGAGUACUGUCCUUCAUAGAGCGUCUCUCAGGGAACGCAGUAUUCGUAUGCAUGUUGUUAGAGGGAAUCUAUCUACAUAGACUCAUUGUGGCGGUCUUCAAGCAGAAGCUUAGCACCAAGAUGCUGUACUCGGUUGGAAUAUUGUACGCAAUACUGCCCGUGAUCGCCUGGUCGGUAGUCAUGAGCCUCUUCAACAACCACUCAUGCUGGCUGGUGUACACGGUCGCCCACGUGGAAUGGGCUCUCGACGCGCCUCGUCUGCUCAUACUUCUGAUCAACGCCGUGCUUUAUAUCGACGUACUUCGAGUCCUAUUCACUAAAAUACGGAACAACGAAAACGCUAAUCAGUUGAGCACAGCGAAAGCCACGCUCUUCUUGAUGCCGAUUUUCGGAGUGCAGUUUCUCUUCACAGUGUUCCGGCCGUACAAUAACAACUGCGACGUCGAGCAGUUCUAUUACAUUGUCGCGUACACAAUCGAGGGCUUGCAGGGAUUCAUCGUCGCUUUACUCUACUGCUAUAUUAAUAAGGAGGUGCAUGCAUUAAUUAAAGCUACUUACAAGAAAGCAGAGAACACUGUUACCUCUCGCAUCAAAGGCUCUUCUUUCUACCCUCGGAUAAGUGGUGAUCCCAAAACAGGUAGAAGAUUCACUUACACAUCUGCUCUUACAACAAAUACAACUAAGGCGGAUGAAUUGAAAAACCAAUACUCAACUAUGGAGCCAAAAGUACACGUCGCAGAAAUAAUAUCAAUACAAGCAAGCGAAAGACUCGCUAAGAUCUUAGACCCGGUCUAUGAAACAAUUGACAAUGGUCUACAUGGAAGCUACGACUAUUUAGAAAGAUCAAAUGCCGAUCAUGAUACUGAAUUUAUACCUAACAGAAAUUUUAAAAUAGAUGAAUAUUAUGGUUUUACAAAUGCAUCGAGCGUUUCAAUAGGUUGGCCUGAACGGCUAAGACGUGUAUCGUCAUCUUCGACCGGUAUCUAUAACACUUCGUUAACAGCAUGCCAUGUGAUACAAGAAGAAAUUCCGGAUACAAACAGUCUAGAAACAAAAACUUCUUCAGGUCAAAGCGGAGAAGAUAACAAUAGUCUUCAGUCCAGCGAAUAUGAAAAUGCAAUAGAUAAUAUUCCUGAACAUAAUAACAUUGAUAGUGAAAAAGUAUUAGAUAAAAAUGAAUCCUACGCUGGUUUGGAAAUAGAUUGUGGAACUUGUGAGAAUAUGCUGGACGAAAUAAUGCAGUGCAUGGAAAACAAAGACAACAGCGAUGUUACGUUAAAUUCAGAUCUUCUGGCACCAAAUAGAUCGAAAGAAGAUAAAAUUGUAUUUGUGGAAUAAAAAUUAUUUAGCCAGGAUUGUAAUAUUACCCAAAGUGCAUUUAUAAUGUCAUUUACUAACCCUCGACCCAAAAAGAGGGGUGUUAUAAGUUUGACGUGUGUAUCUGUGU
Maniola jurtina (meadow brown) is the source of this 2967-nucleotide messenger RNA. It is a transcript of the gene NGR-B3, whose product is annotated as calcitonin gene-related peptide type 1 receptor-like. The record is from RefSeq and is a predicted model, not a curated record. Lineage: Eukaryota; Metazoa; Arthropoda; Insecta; Lepidoptera; Nymphalidae. The transcript is spliced from 10 exons. Bases 510 to 2858 code for a protein of 782 amino acids. Gene Ontology annotation, cellular component: plasma membrane. Gene Ontology annotation, molecular function: G protein-coupled peptide receptor activity; peptide hormone binding. Gene Ontology annotation, biological process: adenylate cyclase-modulating G protein-coupled receptor signaling pathway; cell surface receptor signaling pathway.